UCUUUUGGCAAAAGAAAGAAAGAGUUUUUAUUUUCUCUCAUUUGAUUAAAAUUACAGAAGUUUUUAAAGAGAAAGGGAGGAUUUUUUUUUGUGGUAGUGGUAGUGGUGGAUGAUAUUUUUAUGCGCAGAUGUCUUACACCAAUAAUGGGAGAUCUUUGUUUCAUCGUUUGACGCCAUUUAUUACGAAUAGACUUAAUCAAGGGAGGAGGGUUUUAAGUUAUUCUUCUUCUUCAACUGCUGUUGUUGAUGAAUCUUCUUCUUCUGCUUCUUCAUCUGUGAAUCAAGAUGAUGUCCAUAUGACUGAGAAUUGCAUCCAGAGAUUGAAAGAAUUGCAUGCUAAACAAGCUAAAGACAAGAUGCUACGUCUGAGUGUAGAGGCUGGUGGGUGUUCUGGGUUCCAAUAUGUUUUCGAGUUGGAUGAUGAACCUAAACCAAACGACAGGGUAUUUACAAAAGAAGGUGUUAAGCUUGUUGUUGACAAAAGCUCAUACGGACUUGUGAAAGGUGCGACUGUUGAUUAUGUUGAGGAACUGAUACGCUCUGCAUUUGUGGUCACGGAGAAUCCAAGCGCAGUGGGUGGCUGUAGUUGUAAAAGCUCUUUCAUGGUGAAGUAGUGAUUAGAAGAUUUUUGCCACUGUACUGUUGCAAGUUGCAACCAUAUAUAUUCUUUUUGCAUCUCCGUGGUAUUAUAGAGAUUGACAUAAACACUGUCCUAUUUCAUCAACAGUAGACACUACUGUAAAUGUAUUUUUUGUAAGUCAACUAACAGUUUCUGCACCCCAUUCCUAGGUGACUGAAAUUUAGUGGCCAUAAAUUGCAGCAUAUACACUAUUUGUUGUGUGAAUGAUGUCUGUCUAUUUGAAAUUUUAUGUUAUGUAAUACAUCUGUGAUUCUUCAUCUUUCUACCCAUCUCUA
Papaver somniferum (opium poppy) is the source of this 915-nucleotide messenger RNA. RefSeq names its product iron-sulfur assembly protein IscA-like 2, mitochondrial. The record is from RefSeq and is a predicted model, not a curated record. NCBI's taxonomy places the organism in Eukaryota, Viridiplantae, Streptophyta, Magnoliopsida, Ranunculales, Papaveraceae. Gene Ontology annotation, molecular function: iron ion binding; 2 iron, 2 sulfur cluster binding; 4 iron, 4 sulfur cluster binding. Gene Ontology annotation, biological process: iron-sulfur cluster assembly. The coding region runs from base 129 to 614 and encodes 161 amino acids. Gene Ontology annotation, cellular component: mitochondrion. The transcript is spliced from 4 exons.